Sabethes cyaneus is the source of this 4608-nucleotide messenger RNA. RefSeq lists its product as uncharacterized. NCBI's taxonomy places the organism in Eukaryota, Metazoa, Arthropoda, Insecta, Diptera, Culicidae. The transcript has 3 exons. The coding region runs from base 1 to 4608 and encodes 1535 amino acids. The record is from RefSeq and is a predicted model, not a curated record. Gene Ontology annotation, molecular function: zinc ion binding; nucleic acid binding.
AUGGCGCCUGCUGCCGCAUCAUCUACUAAGAAGACACCGUCACUGAAGGUGUUGACAACACGCUUGAAGGGCAUUCAAACAUCCUUUGGUGAUAUAGUGGAAUUUGUAGACCAUUUCCCAGAGCGAAGUACAACGUCGGAGGUUGAAAUACGUCUACAAAAACUCGACGAACUGUGGGAAAGGUUCGGAGAAACCCUCGUCGACGUCAAGGCACACGAUGAUUUACCAGCCGAUAGCGAGGCUGCCUAUGAUAAGGAGAGACGAGAGUUUAGUAAUUCCUACUAUCGUGCCAAGGCGUUUCUUCUGGAAUGGGUAAAGCAACAACAACCCUCUCCGACGUUGGAACAAUCCAUCCGCGGGGGUGAUAUUUCGAUGCAAGGUUCGCUCGAUCAUGUUCGCCUUCCGCAAAUAAAGCUGCAGUCGUUUGACGGGAACAUCGAUGAGUGGCUAAGUUUUCGUGAUCUUUUCACAUCUCUCAUCCAUUUCAAGGCAGAACUCCCGGAUGUCGAAAAGUUUCACUACCUCAAGGGCUGCCUUCAGGGUGAGCCAAAGAGUUUAAUCGACCCGCUGCAAAUAACGCGAGCAAACUACACAAUCGCAUGGAAUACGUUGCUCAAAAGGUAUGACAACAGCAAGCAAUUGAAAAAGCGACAGGUUCAGUCGUUGUUCCAGUUGCCAACCGUUUUAAAGGAAUCCGCCAAUGAACUUCAUUCUCUACUGGAGAGCUUCGAGAGAGUCGUGCAGACUCUGGAUCAGAUAGUGCAGCCGGGUGAUUAUAAGGAUCUUCUUCUUACGAAUUUCCUCACAAUGCGAUUGGAUCCGUCAACUCGCAGAAGUUGGGAAGAGUUUUCGUCUACACAAGAAACUGAUACGGUUAAGGAGUUAUUGGAAUUUCUCCAUCGACGGAUCCAAGUUCUGGAAUGCUUACCAUCAAGGGCGAUGGAAGCAAGGGUGCAAUACCAACCACUACCGCAAAAGCAGAAAGUUUCGGCGGUAAAAACUAGCUAUAACACGGUGCAAUCGUCUGGGGGACGCUGCAUGGCGUGUUCGGCAAAUCAUUUUCUAUUUCAAUGCGGAAAAUUCCAACGGAUGUCCUUAACGGAGCGUGAUGCUUUCGUUCGUACUCACACUCUCUGUCGUAAUUGCUUUAGACUGGGUCACCAGGCAAAGGAUUGCCAGGCUAAAUAUUCUUGUCGAAUAUGCAAGGCACGUCACCACACGAUGGUAUGCUUUAAGCAGGAAAGGGAUAGUAGACCUAGGCCGCCACCUGCUAGCGGUGAAAACUCCGGUGCGACCUCAACUUAUCAUCUACCGACGUCAUCAAAUUCAUCACAGGUUGACAACCUGGCGGCUACCAACAUAUCGGUCUCGAAUUCCGCUAUGCAGCUCACAUCGCAAGUCUUAUUGGCCACUGCUGUGGUUCUCGUCGAGGAUGAUGAGGGAAAUCAAAUACCAGCUCGCGCGCUUCUCGACUCGGGCUCUGAAAGCAAUUUCAUUUCGGAGCAUUUAAGUCAACGAUUAAAGGUGGAUCGGCAAAAGGUACAUAUUUCAGUCCUUGGUAUAGGACAGGCAUCUGCAAAGGUUAAACAACGGGUUCAAGCUACAAUACGCUCUAGAGUAUCAAGGUUUUCACGGGAAUUGAACUUUCUGGUUUUACCCAAGGUGACAGUUCAUUUACCGACAACUUCAAUUAAUACGAAAGGAUGGACCAUACCAAACGACAUCCAGUUGGCUGACCCUUCUUUCUCGGUGUCUAUGGGAGUAGACAUAGUACUUGGUAUCGAAGCAUUUUUUGAUUUCUUCGUGUCUGGUCGGAAGCUCAUUUUGGGAGAGCAGAUGCCAUCGCUUAACGAGUCGGUAUUCGGAUGGGUGGUCUGCGGCGGAUUAUCAUCUCAUAAGCAAUCACCUCAUAUCAGCUGUCAUAUGACCGAGGACAGGUUGGAUGAAUUGGUUGCUAGAUUUUGGGCAUGCGAAGAGGUCGAUAUCAAAAAAUCUUAUUCACCGGAGGAAGAACGGUGUGAGAAACUGUUUACGCAAACCGUACAACGGGGACCUGAUGGACGAUACACUGUUGCAUUACCUAUGGCCAAGGGGGCCAUAUCGCGGUUGGGCGAGUCGAAAAACAUUGCACUACGACGUCUCCACGCAACGGAACGGAGGUUGGCAAGGAACUCAGGCUUGCUUGACCAGUAUAAGGCGUUCAUGAGCGAAUAUCUAGAUUUGGGGCAUAUGCGCUUGGUUGAGGAAGACCAACGAGCAGUAGUAGGCCGAUGCUACUUACCGCAUCAUCCGGUUGUUAAGGAGGCCAGUACGACCACAAAGGUGCGCGUUGUCUUCGACGCGUCUUGUAAGACAUCAACGGGAAUUUCGCUGAACGACGUGUUGUUGACGGGACCGGUGAUCCAGGAGGAGUUACGGUCAAUUAUAUUACGCUGUAGGACCAAGCAAAUUAUGCUGGUAGCCGACGUUGAAAAAAUGUUUCGGCAGAUUGUGAUCGACUCAAACGAUAGGCCGCUACAGUGUAUUCUUUGGCGUUCGUCGCCUACUGAGGAGGUGGCGACCUACGAACUAAAUACAGUGACGUACGGUACUAAACCCGCUCCGUUUCUUGCGACACGCGUCUUGCAGCAGCUGGCAUUAGAUGAAGGGGAACAUUUUGCUUUGGCAGCAAGGGCCAUCACCGAAGACACAUAUAUGGAUGAUGUCAUCACAGGAUCUAACGACAGUGCAGAAGCUCUACAGCUGAGAUUGCAACUGGAUGAAAUUAUGAAUAGUGGUGGAUUUCGAUUGCGCAAGUGGGCAUCGAACUGCGCAGAGGUGUUACGAGGUAUUCCGAGCGAGAAUCUGGCGAUUGAUGUCGGUGGAAUUAAUUUAGAUCCAGAUCCAGCCAUAAAAACGCUGGGAUUAACCUGGAUGCCAAACACAGACGUUUUUAAGUUUCAGUUCAACAUUCCACCACUGGAAACGUACGAAACGCUUAGUAAACGUCGCAUACUUUCUAUCAUAGCUACGCUCUUUGAUCCAUUGGGCCUCAUCGGAGCUGUUAUUACGACGGCUAAAAUUUUUAUGCAACUACUGUGGACACUGCAAUCCGAGGAUGGAAGCAGAUUAGACUGGGACAAACCAUUACCUCAAACGGUGGGUGAGAAUUGGCGGAACUUUUACUCUCAAUUACCUUUGCUGAAUGGGAUUCGCAUCAAACGUUGCAUUAUUCUUCCGGAAGCUGUGACGGUGGAAAUUCACUGCUUCUGCGAUGCCUCGGAGAAGGCAUAUGGGGGCCUUGUAUAUAUUCGGAGUCUGGACUUUAAUGGCAACGUGUCUGUUCAAUUACUAACAUCAAGGUCUAAGGUUGCACCGUUAAAAUGUCAAACAAUACCGAGGUUAGAGCUCUGUGGGGCAGAGCUGGUCGCUAAGCUGUACACUAAAGUUAAGCAGUCAGUGAAAAUGGAGGUACCAACAUUCUUUUGGACCGAUUCGACAUGUGUGCUGCGCUGGAUCCAAGCAAUUCCCUCAACAUGGAGUACGUUUAUUGCAAACAGGGUGGCUAAAAUUCAAACACUUACGACGGUCAACACAUGGAGGCACGUUCCCGGAUCUCAAAAUCCAGCAGAUUUGAUCUCGAGAGGUGUAAACCCACAGGACUUUAUUCAUAAUGAUUUUUGGUGGCAUGGACCAUCAUGGCUAACUGAAACCCGUGAUCGUUGGCCAAAAACCGCAACCAAUGGAGUUGGUUGCGAAGGGGAGGAGGAAAGACGACACAGAACAGCUGCCGCUACAUCUUCUCACGCGGCAGAAUUUACUAAUUGGCAAACGGAGCAGCAGGAGCACAGUUUGGGCCGUUACAGAAACAUUUUUUCGCAGCAGCAAGAGCGUGAACUGGUAAAUUACAUUCUCGAAAUGGAAAAACUGUUCUACGGAGUUACACCGAAAGAGAUUCGAAGUAUGGCAUUCCAACUGGCUACAGCUAAUGGAAUAAAGCAUCCAUUCGACAAAAAAUCCGAGCUAGCUGGACAGGACUGGCUCUAUGGUUUCAGGAAACGCCAUCCAGAGCUUUCCUUGCGAUCUCCAGAAGCCACAUCAGCAGCGCGGGCCCAAGGUUUUAAUCGAGUAAAUUCACAAGCUACAGCCGUUGGAUGUUUCCUUCAUGGGGCCACUAAAACCAACCUCUUCCAAGCGACCGAAAGGUUUCUCAAGAAAACCCCUGGGAAAGUUGUAACCCUCAAUGACAUUAGCAGCCUUCUGGGAGAGGCAUUCAUUAAAACUGCCAGUGCCACACCGUCCAAUGCCAUUAACGGGUUUCUAAAAACAGGUAUCUAUCCUUUCAACAGAUUCAUUUUUAAGGAAGAUGAAUUUACUCCAUCAGAUGUGACCGAUGUGUACGGUAGCAACCCGUUCAUGAAUAAUUGUGAUAUUCAGACUUCUCUCCUUGGCGGCACUAUGCUAGAUGACGACCUUGAACUUGAACCUCCUUGUUUUGGCUUCAACGAUAUCGGAGAAGAAAUUGUGCAAGACAUGACCUCGAUUGCAAAAACCCACUUUCAAGGCGCUGGGUCAGAUGUUUCGAAGAUGGAGACAGUUUGUGUUUCCUCUACCGAAGAUAAAAGGUAG